This is a messenger RNA of Penaeus vannamei (Pacific white shrimp), 2486 nucleotides long. The record is from RefSeq and is a predicted model, not a curated record. Lineage: Eukaryota; Metazoa; Arthropoda; Malacostraca; Decapoda; Penaeidae.
AGGGCGUGCUCAACCAAUCAAAACGCGCGCUCAACAAACAUCAAAACAUUCUGGAGUUUAAACCGGACUGGAAUCUUUUUGGUUCCAUGACUUACUGGUAUACUCAUGGCUCCCAAAAAGAAACCAGUGCCACAGUCCUCAAAAAAGAAAUCACCAUCUAAGAAGCCUGCAGUUGGGGUAAUCUCCCCACGGCGUUCUCCAAGGUCCCCACAGAUUAGAAGAAAGUUGCCCAAAAGGACCCACCCUUAUCCAUCACCCAAGCCAACAGUGCCAGCCAAGAAGAAAAGUCUAGAUGUGGAGAAAACACCAACAACGAAUGUUCAAAGACAGUCAAGUGUUGGCUCAAGACAGGAUUCUAGUUCAACACCAACUACCCCAAGGUCAGCUGGGAGAUAUGCACGACUGAUGAGAAAUGUAACACCAACCAAUUAUUCAGGCCGUAAGAAGCUGCUCCUCAACAGGCAGCUCAAUAUAUGCAAUCUGAGCAGUGUACAUAAUUUUAGAUAUAAUUUCAAGAAUCUGCGCAAGCAAUAUGAGGGUACUCUUAAAAGGAUGAUUGAGGAUGUAUUUGCCUCUUCAAUGCUUACUGUAAACUUCAGUACCACUUCAUUUUUCUCACUUGUACCUAAUGUUGUUGAUGCCAUAUAUAUUCAAGUUAAUUCACUGGUACCUGGAAACACUGUUGAGGAGGAUAAAAUGAUGAUUGUGUACAGUUGCUGGCUUUUCAAGACAUCACAUACACAGAGUAAAAAUAUUCCUGGUGUUGAGUGGUUUCCUGUUAUGCUUUAUACUGGUAGAAAUGUAAUCCAUAAUGUUGUAGUUGACUGGUUGCAAGGCUCCUUUGACUGCUAUGUCACUAGGAGACAGCUUAGACAAACUGAUAUGAUGUGGAUAGCAGGGGUAUGGAGUGGAAGAAAGUGUUUCACGUCUGCUCACCAAAGAGGGGAAGGGAGUUCAAUUGAUUUUACCUAUCAUGUACGCCACCCUGAUGGCACAAGUAACUACCCAGUACCUAAUACAAGAAGCAAAUUGAAGCUGGUUAUGAAACUGAACAUGGAGGAUGUUCAUCAUAUAUGGGAUACUAUUGUUGAUAGCAGUCGUGGUGAAAUGAGUGUUGAAGAAUUACAGCUAUUCUUUAAUACAAUAGGUGACUGUGCACAACAGUUGACAUUCCUUCCAGCUGAGCUUCUUCAGUUGCAGCAACUUAGUACCCCUUGUUUAAGUAUUACAUCUGCUGGCAAGGUCAAGCUGACGUGUGUGAGAAGUGCAUCAAUUGUGGUGAAUCACCUGAUAGACAUCUUUAUCCAAGCCAUGAACUGCUCUGCACUUGAGGAUCACUUAUUAAAGGCAGAUGAAGUUGCUGAAAGUGAGACAAGUGUGUUUUUGACUGAUGAUGAAGACAAGGAGGACAAGUAAACAGAAAGUUUAGUUUAAGUUUCUUAACUGCCACUAUUUGUUUUAUUUCUGUGUGUACAUAACAUAAUUACUUCUAUCCACUGUUGAAGAUCUAUUGAUAGCCUUUUAGAUAAUGUUUAAAUAGGAGUGCCUAUUAGGGUUGCUAUUUUAUGAAGAAUUUGCCUUCCUUUAUUUUUCACAGAUAAAUACAUGUGAAAGUGCUGAACUUAUUUUGCAAUUGAUUCAUUUGUUGUAAAAUGGUUGAAAUUUAUUAAGGACUAACUUAACAUUUGCAGUUCAUGUGAAGCAUGUUUGUUAUCCACUUGUCUGUAUGAUUGGAAGAGGUAUCUGUUCAAGUUGUAUUCUUAAUGUCUUAGAGAAUCUUAGGUAGUUUUUUGACCAAUAGGCUAGUGUAGCUUAUUGAUAUGUACAUCAGAAUCUCUUGACAAUCUGAAAUGGAUGUGAAUAAUGCACUUAAAUGAACUCGCAUGGAAAGUACUAUAACAAAAGCAUAUUGCAUUAGGAGUCAUCUUACUUUUUCUUGGAGCUUAACUUGAUGUCCAGUAUGAUUUAUCGUUUCCUUAUUUCAUGGGAUGUACCACAGGUGAUUUUCUUUCCCUUUUUUUUCAUAAGUGUUUUUUGCUUUAUUUUUUGUUCAGUAUUGUAUAUUUUUCUGUAUGAAACACAAAUAGUCUGCAGAUUCUUAGCAGAAGACUUUUGUUUUGGAAAGAAUUUUUUCUAUUUAAAGCUUUUCCCAUAUAUGUUAAUCAUAUUGUAAUCAAUAGUUGAUAUUUGAUAUAGGUAAAAAGCUGUUGUCUAUUUUCUUUUCUUUUUUCUUUUCAUGAUAAGCUCUUGCAUUUAAGUUUGUGUUUUAUUUUUCUAGUGAUGAAGUGAGAUGUACAAAUUGAAUUGAAUUGAAUUUUAUAUAUCUCAACCAGCUGCUAAGGAUACGCUGUUCAAAGUCAAUUGGAUUUCACGGAAAGGUUCAUGUUGCUGCAUUUGCUUUGCUUUUAUGUAAUACAUUAUUUGAUUUUUCACACACACACACACCACACACACACACACACACACACACACACACACACACACCA